AUGGGAAAGCAUAAGAGCACCCUCCGAGAGCGCCUCACACGCGCCAUCACCGAGAGCGCCUCAUCGCGCAUCCCGGUGAGCAAUCGGCCUUUCGAGGCAACGGCGCGCCCGAAGCCGCCAGACGAUCAGGCAGCCAACCAGCCAACCGCCGCCGUCCAGGAAGCAUCCGCGCCGACAACGCCCGCAGUCCGACGACCGCCGACCAUCCGUCAGCGGACCACCCGCUUGCGGCAAGAGCGACUGUACGAGACGGCCCCUUCCAGCGCAACCACCGCCCGUCAAGCCACACUUCUGGCCACCUUCGGAUCCACCCUCUCGGAUCUCGACGACGACGAUGACGAGGACAACGGCCGCGAGGGAACCGCCGAGCGCACCGCGGCCGCGCCUGAGUCCAUGCCGGACAUAGCGUCGCUGACGAUCGCGGGGCCCAGCGCGGCGCCGCCAGGGACGGCCCCAUCGGCACCGCCUCCCGCAACACUGCCCACACCACCGCCAACGCCGUUGCCGAUGACGCCCGCGCCGCCGCCGACACGGCCAGCGCUCCUGCCGAUGACGCCAGCGCCGCUACCAACGCUGCCAGCUCCACUACCAGCUCCGGGGUAUUUUACCGGACCCCCGCUGCCGGAAUUCACCCCAGCAGCGUCACCGCCGCCCGGACCACCGGUCCCGCCAGCCGUCGCCAUUCCGGAGGGGCCCUUCCCUGAGGACGCCCUCCGAAUCGUGCCGUGGAACCGCAUCCGCCCGGGACAACGGCAAUUAUGGUGUGAGCCAUGUAAUCCAGAAACAGCAACACAAGCAAAUCCUGAAGCGAAUAAGAACGAGCGAAGAAUAUCCUUAAGCUAA
Molecule: messenger RNA, 843 nt
Organism: Monomorium pharaonis (pharaoh ant)
Lineage: Eukaryota; Metazoa; Arthropoda; Insecta; Hymenoptera; Formicidae
Product: proline-rich receptor-like protein kinase PERK2
Exons: 2
Coding region: 1-843 (280 amino acids)
Source: RefSeq, a predicted model, not a curated record